CACAAGCAUAUGCUGCUCCUUUUUCCUCCCUAUGGCAAUUUUACGCCUCAAACAGUAAAUAAUAUUAGCCUAACAAAGCGCAUACCUUUGAGAAACACUUUUUAUGACUGUCAUAUGCAUUUUUAAUCGGCUUUGUAAUCGUUUGUAGUAGUCGUUCUCUUUGUGUUGGUUUGUUUUGCAUCACUUUUCGAGACAAUGGAGUCUCUUCGCCAUCAGCGCUUACAGCCCGGUAUCGGAUACGGAGCGAGCGCGACCGGGACGCUUCGGUCCCUGCGGCCCGGUGUAACGGGCACUCUUUCCUCCGCACAGGGUUCCCGCAUCUCGGUGUCUGCUUCCCCGGGGCCACCGCCACCACUGCCGCCCCUUCAGCUCCACACCCUCGGGUCCGGUAUCAUGGGCAGCGGGUUCGGUUCGGUGGACAUGGCGGCGGGUCUGGGUCUGUCCAAUCCCACCAACCCGGCGGUUCUGCGGGAGGCGGUGGACGCGGUGGUCAGGAGCUUUGCCAAACACACGCAAGGAUACGGCAGGGUGAAUGUCGUGGAGGCCUUACAGGAGUUCUGGCAGAUGAAGCAGUCACGGGGUGCUGACCUGAGGAACGGCGCUCUUGUGGUCUACGAGAUGGUCCCGUCCAACAACCCUCCUUACGUCUGCUACGUCAGUCUCCCCGGGGGCAGUUGCUUCGGGAGUUUUCAGUUCUGCCCGACCAAAGCCGAAGCGAGGCGGAGCGCGGCCAAAAUUGCCCUGAUGAAUUCUGUUUUCAAUGAGCAUCCAUCUCGACGCAUCACAGAUGAGUUCAUAGAGAAGAGUGUGUGUGAGGCUCUUGCCUCUUUUAACGGAAACCGAGAAGAAGCUGAUAAUCCUAGCACAGGCAUCGGUGCUUUUCGCUUCAUGUUGGAGUCUAAUAAGGGGAAGUCUAUGCUAGAGUUCCAGGAACUGAUGACAGUUUUCCAGCUUCUCCAUUGGAAUGGUAGUCUCAAAGCUAUGAGAGAAAGGCAGUGCUCCCGUCAGGAAGUGCUCGCUCAUUACUCGCACCGAGCGCUAGACGAUGACAUGCGUACACAAAUGGCCGCCGACUGGGUCAGCCGAGAACACACUUUAUCCGGAACCAUCAAUCGAGAGAUGGCCGCCACCGAGCGCGAGCUGGAAGAGGCUCGUCUGGCAGGACGGGAGCUGAGGUUUUAUAAGGAAAAGAAAGACAUUCUGCUGAUGGCAGUGGGGCAGCUAGGUGGGUCAAACACUACAACUCUGCCCUGCACAUGCUGAAGAGUAUGAAGACGUGUCAGACGUGGCAUAUGAUUGUACCAGAGAGCACUCCAAAACUCAAAACACUCUUUUUUUUAACUAUGUAUGGAAGUGUGUUUGUGUGUGAGAAUCAGAAUCAGCAUUUUGAAUAAUUUCACAGACAAAAACCCACAAUGAAUUUUUUUAUUGAUUCUGUUUCAAGGCAUUUUGACCUUGAAACCGAAUCAAAGUGCUAUUAUUACUAUACCAGUAUUAUCCUCCAGUGUUACUGAUUGACUGUACUGGCACAUGGACGUACUGUGUCUGAGUCGGGAAAAUCAGUUUUGAGGCCUUCUUAAAAAUCUUUGCAUUGUAUUCUCAUGAAUCCUAUUACGCAUGGGCGCUGCUUCUUCUUUUUUUAGCUAACUCGCCAAAGCACUGCCCAUUAGUUUAUGUUGUGUGGACAAAGCGAUAUAGUAAUUUCCAAUAUUCUGCAUUUAUAUUCACAAAAUAGCCUUGCUCAUUUAUUUGCUACAUAUGUGUGCUUUUGGUGAAUAUACAGACCUUUUCUUUGUAAUGUUAAUCUAAAGUAUGUUCAUGUAAACACGCAUUUAUAUACAGUACUUUUAAGUUAACUAAACUUUUCCGCGAGAGCCAUAAGUGUUUGCUAAGGAAGCAACCACACUAUAUUUUAUGACACAAAGGUCAGAUUUUCUCACACUGUCAUAGUUCAGGAAACAUACCAAGGCUGUUUCCUCCUGCCUAUGAAGCUGUGCCCUCAUUCGAUUGCCUGUUACCUUUGUGAUUGUAGAGCAAUCAUGCUCAUUUCAAGGCAAGGUUUUAUUUCUACCUCCUUUCUCAAAACUUUUGUGAAUUUCUUUUACCAUAUAUACAUAUAAGUGCAGAUGGGAUUUGUGUUAAGAUGAGCAAUGCUUUGCAAUUAGGUGCUUCACUAAGGAACAACAGGAAAUAAAACCAUACACCGGCAGUCAACAUUUUGCAAUAAUUAAGAUUUUUAAUAAUUUUGAAAUAAGUCUCAUAUGCUGAUUUGAUGUUCAGUUAUUUUCAAUCAUUAUUGGUUGGUCAGUUACUAAUGAUGGUUCUUAUUAUUACCAAAGGUGAAUUUUUUUUGCUGCUUAAUAUUUUGUGGAAAUAC
Rhinichthys klamathensis goyatoka is the source of this 2377-nucleotide messenger RNA. It is a transcript of the gene lix1l, whose product is annotated as limb and CNS expressed 1 like. Lineage: Eukaryota; Metazoa; Chordata; Actinopteri; Cypriniformes; Leuciscidae. The coding region runs from base 196 to 1263 and encodes 355 amino acids. Gene Ontology annotation, biological process: autophagosome maturation. The record is from RefSeq and is a predicted model, not a curated record. The transcript has 6 exons. Gene Ontology annotation, cellular component: cytoplasm.